AUGACUGAAAUGAUAAAUACAAAUGACUAUCUUAAUAAAAGUUUAUUAACUCCAAAAAUUACAACCACUUCACCAUCUUUAAAUUCAUUUUCAUUAGCAACACCUACUUCUAAUUUUAAAAAUAAACCAAGACCAAUGAGUUUAUAUACAACUCCUCCAUUAGAUUUUAAUUCAUCUGAUAAUGAUGAAAUUGAUUAUGAAGAAGAAGAUGAACUUAAGGCAAAGAAUUAUACCAUUGAUGAUCAUAAAUCUAUUCAAAUUUCAAAUAUUUCUUUUACUCCUCCAAGUUCAAUAAAUUCAAUUAAAGAUGAUCAAUUACAAGAAAUUAAACAAAAUACUAAUAAAGGAUCAAUAUUCUUUACACCAGAAAAAUCUAAUAAGAAUAAAUCAUCAUCCAACAAGAAUUACCUACAACCACCUCCUAAAAUUGAAAGUUUAUCAUCGUCAUCAACACCGAUUGCUUCAAAGGGUUCAUUUUCACCAUCAAAAUUAUUUAAAAAAUUUUCAUUAAAAUUAAAGAAUUAUUCAAAUAAUAAUAUAAAUUCAGAAUCAAAAAGUAAUACCCCAAUUUCUUCACCAAAUUUAAAAUCAAAGUCUAAAAAUUCAAGUCCUUUUAUAACUCAAGAACCCAAAAACUCAAAAUCUGCAAAUACUCAGACUCAAACUUCUUCAAAACAAAAUUCAUCAUCAACGAUUUUUUCAACUCCAAAAUUAUCUUCACCUUCUUUAAGAUAUAGUAAAAGUUUGAAGAGAUUCAGUAGGCAUGAAGGGAAAGAAGAAAAAGAUAAAUCCGAGGAUAAAUCUCAAGUUAAAAAGAAUGAAAAUUUACGUCAUUCAUCAUAUUUUCCAAAUGAUAAAGAAUUACUAAAAACUCCAACAAAAUCGAAUCAACCAAAUUUCUCAUCUUCACCAGCCAAAGCUUCAAAACUAAAUUUAGAUUUAGAGCAACCUAAAAUUCAAACAAACAUAAACUCGAAUUCAUAUAUAAACUCAUUAGGUAGGAGUUCAAGUAUUUCAUCUACACCAAGAACUCCCAAUACAUCAAAAUCUACACACACGUUUGAAAAAUUUUCAAAUUCAUCAAAUUCUUCACCAAAAUUUUCAAAAAAUAAUUCAAAAUUUCCAUCACAUUCUGAAUUUUAUAAUACAUCAACUAAAGAUGAAAAAUUUAAUAAUACAGUAAUUUCAUUUAGUGGAUAUUCAAUAAAAGAUUCAGAAACAAAUAAUAACAACAAUAAUAAUAAAUCAAAUGCAUCAGAAUCACCAACUUCAAUGAGUUAUGAUGAUACUACUCUAAAUUCAUUUGAAUCUUAUUUACCUAAUCAAAUUUCAAGAAAUAAAUCACAACAUAAACAUCAUCAUCAAGUACAAGAACCACAACAUCAACAUCAUCAUCAACAACAGAAUUAUAAACCAGAAUCUAGAAGAUCAAGUAUACAUAAAUCAAAAAGAAAUUCAUACAUAGAAAACAAUAAAAAUAAUUCAAUAUUAAAAUUAAAAAUUUUAUUAGAUGAUCAAUCAAUACAAUCAGAUCAAAAACAACAACAAAUAAAUCAAUUAAAUUAUAUACUGAUAAAAUUAAAUAAAAAUAAAUUAAAAAAUAUAAAUGAAUUAAUAAAUAUAAUAAUUUUUAAAAUUAUGAAUUUUAAUAAAAUUUUAAAUUUAAAUAAUUUAAAAUUAAGUAUCGUGUUUAUGAAUAAAGAUGAUAAUAAAAAAUUAAAUCCAAUAAUUUUAAAAAAUUCAGUAGUUGAUUAUCAACAACAGCAAAAUAAUAAAUCUAGUGAAAUAUUUUUUAAUAAUGAUGAUCUUUUAUUAGAUUAUGUCUUAUUGAAAAGUAAAUUAUAUAUUAGAGCUCAAUUUUGA
Messenger RNA from Lodderomyces pseudojiufengensis, 1863 nucleotides. RefSeq lists its product as uncharacterized. The transcript has a single exon. NCBI's taxonomy places the organism in Eukaryota, Fungi, Ascomycota, Pichiomycetes, Serinales, Debaryomycetaceae. The record is from RefSeq and is a predicted model, not a curated record. Bases 1 to 1863 code for a protein of 620 amino acids.